CGGCAGGGGGCCCGGCGGCAGGCGGCUGUCCGGCACUAGCGGGGCGCUGGGCUGGGGUGGGGGUCGCCCAAGAUGGCGGCGGGCGGCGCGGAGGGCGGCUCGGGCCCCGGCGCUGCCAUGGGGGAUUGUGCGGAGAUCAAGUCGCAGUUCCGCACCCGCGAGGGCUUCUACAAGCUGCUCCCCGGCGACGGCGCCGCUCGCAGGUCGGGUCCGGCUUCCUCCCAGACCCCGGCGCCGCCCCAGCCGCCGCAGCAGCCCCUGCCCGGCCCUGCCUCCACCUCCGGCCCCGGUGUUGCGGGCGCCGCGCCGUCCCCUCCGCCCGCAGGCCCAGGGCCCGGGCCCGCGCUGCCUGCGGUGCGCCUCAGCCUCGUGCGCCUCGGGGAGCCCGACGGCGCCGGGGCCGGGGAGACUCCCGCCACGCCCGCAGGGCUGGGCGCUGGGGGAGACCGCGUCUGCUUCAACUUGGGCCGCGAGCUCUAUUUCUACCCGGGCUGCUGUCGCCGCGGGAGCCAACGGUCCAUUGACCUCAACAAGCCGAUUGACAAGCGGAUCUAUAAGGGCACCCAGCCCACUUGCCACGACUUCAACCAGUUCACUGCUGCCACGGAGACCAUCUCCCUGCUGGUGGGGUUCUCAGCCGGCCAAGUGCAGUGCCUGGACCUCAUCAGGAAGGACAGCGGCAAGCUAUUCAAUGAGGAGCGGCUCAUCGACAAGACCAAGGUGACAUAUCUGAAGUGGCUGCCUGAGUCAGAGAGCCUGUUCCUGGCAUCACACGCCAGCGGCCACCUGUACCUGUACAACGUCAGCCACCCGUGCGCCUCGGCCCCGCCGCAGUACAGCCUGCUGAAGCAGGGCGAGGGCUUCGCCGUCUACGCGGCCAAGAGCAAGGCGCCCCGCAACCCGCUGGCCAAGUGGGCGGUGGGCGAGGGGCCCCUCAACGAGUUCGCCUUCUCGCCCGACGGCCGGCACCUGGCCUGCGUCAGCCAGGACGGCUGCCUGCGCGUCUUCCACUUCGACUCCAUGCUGCUGCGGGGGCUCAUGAAGAGCUACUUUGGGGGCCUGCUCUGCGUGUGCUGGAGCCCCGACGGGCGCUACGUCGUGACGGGUGGUGAAGAUGACCUGGUCACCGUGUGGUCCUUCACCGAGGGCCGCGUGGUGGCCCGAGGCCACGGCCACAAGUCCUGGGUCAACGCCGUGGCCUUCGACCCCUACACCACGAGGGCUGAGGAGGCGGCGGCUGCCGGUGGCGAAGGGGAGCGGAGUGGCGAGGAGGAGGAGGAGCCGGAGGCCGCGGGCACGGGCUCGGGCGGGGGCGCCCCCCUCUCCCCGCUGCCCAAGGCCGGCUCCAUCACCUACCGCUUCGGCUCGGCCGGCCAGGACACGCAGUUCUGCCUGUGGGACCUCACCGAAGACGUGCUCUACCCUCACCCUCCCCUGGCCCGCACCCGCACCCUCCCCGGCACGCCUGGCGCCACGCCGCCUGCCACCGGCAGCUCGCGAGGUGGUGAGCCAGGCCCCGGGCCCCUGCCCCGCUCGCUGUCCCGGUCCAACAGCCUCCCACACCCAGCGGGCAGCGGCAAGGCGGGCGGCCCGGGGGCGGCGGCGGAGCCGGGGGCGCCCUUCAGCAUCGGCCGCUUUGCCACGCUCACGCUGCAGGAGCGGCGGGACCGCGGGGCCGAGAAAGAGCACAAGCGCUACCACAGCCUGGGCAACAUCAGCCGCGGUGGCGGUGGGGGCGGGGACAAGCCCAGCGGCCCCGCCCCCCGAAGCCGGCUGGACCCCACCAAGGUGUUGGGCACCGCGCUGUGCCCGCGCAUCCACGAGGUGCCGCUGCUCGAGCCGCUCGUGUGCAAGAAGAUCGCCCAGGAGCGGCUCACGGUCCUCCUCUUCCUGGAGGACUGCAUCAUCACCGCCUGCCAGGAGGGCCUCAUCUGCACCUGGGCCCGGCCGGGCAAGGUGUUCACAGACGAGGAGACCGAGACCCAGACAGGGGAAGGAAGUUGGCCCAGGUCACCCAGCAAGUCAGUGGUAGAGGGCAUCUCCUCCCAACCAGGCAACUCCCCGAGCGGCACAGUGGUGUGAAGCCAUGGAUGUCGGGGUCCCCCACCCCAUGCCCCCAGCUCCUAGCAUAACCGUCCCCGCUGACCUCAUGGAUCAACGUAUUAACAAGACUAACCAUGACGGAUGGACUGCUCCAGUCCCUCUCCCUGUACAAAUUUGGGGCAGAGGGUCCCUCAGACCGGCCCAGACUCGGGGGGGAUGUAGUGGCCCGUGUGGCCUCAGCCUUGUCCCCACCCACUGCCAAGUACAAUGACCCCUUCCUCUGAAACAUCAGUGUUAGCCUCACCCCUGUCCCCAGCAUGUGACUGGUCACUCCUGGGGGAGAAACUCCCCGCCCACAAGAGCUCCAGCUCUGCAGCGCGCCUCUCGGUCCUGUGUGCAGCGCAGGGGUUGGCCCAGCCCUCCCCUGCCCCCCCCCACCCCGCCCUCGCUGUUACUUGUGCUUUUGAAGAAUGUUAAAUUAUGGAAGCCCCUGGGGUCCUCGCUGUCCCCCAGGACCUCUUAUUUAUACUAAAGUUCCCUGUUUUCACAGUGUCUCUGUUCCCUUCCGCGGAGGUAUGGAGGAAAUGUGUGGGUGCUUUCGAUGCAGCCCUAGAAUCAAUCCACUUUAUCCAGAGGAAGAGCUAGGCCCUGCCUCCCCCCAACCCCCUUUUGAGGGCAGGAAGAACUGAAAAGCAGAGGACGGAUGUGCCCGAGGCACACAGCUGCUGGAUCUGCCGCUGGCCAGCCCCGGGCAGGGCCCUUCAGACAGAGGAGAGUAUCCCUCGCCCCAGUCCAAACUCUCGGAGGGAAGAGAGCCACCAGGACCCCCUCUUCAGAGUCUUCAGUGGGAGUUUUAAAAGUUGUUUCAAAGUGUCCAGAUAUUACAGGGCCCCCCGCAGACGGUUCCCGAGAUGCCCAGAGUGAGCUGCCACAGCAUAGGCCCUGGCCUUCUGCUGCCGCAGGCCUGGCUUGGCCGGGCCCAGGCAUCCCGGGCCAAUUAGAGACCAUGGUUUCCUCUGGGAGAACUGUCCACCCUGGAAAGAACAGCGAAAAGCCCUCCUGGCUGGCUCUCUGGAGCCACAGGGAGUGGUGUCUUCCCGCUCCACCCUCCACCCCCCGAAAUGUUUCUGUUUCUAAUCCUAGCCUGGGCAGGAAUGUGGCUGUGCUGCCAGGGUCCAAGGAGCUAUUUUGGGGGCUCCUUUGCCUCCCCCAGGCUUUGGCCAGUGGGUCACCCCUGAUCCUGGCUCCUAAGGGCCUCCCUUCCCGAUUCUCUCACCACCCCUUCCCCAUCUCUUGCCAAAAAAAAGUGUAAAGCAGAGGGCCUGAGGGCUAAAUUUAAACCAUCCCAAAGUCUGAAUCCUUGGCUGAAUCACCCGCAAAGCUGCCCUGGCCUCUCGCCCCCCUUCCCAGGCCUCACCCCAUUGCCUCCCCCCAGCCCCCCCCCC
Molecule: messenger RNA, 3488 nt
Organism: Kogia breviceps (pygmy sperm whale)
Lineage: Eukaryota; Metazoa; Chordata; Mammalia; Artiodactyla; Physeteridae
Gene: DMWD
Product: DM1 locus, WD repeat containing
Molecular function (GO): protein binding
Source: RefSeq, a predicted model, not a curated record